Molecule: messenger RNA, 1935 nt
Organism: Syngnathus acus (greater pipefish)
Lineage: Eukaryota; Metazoa; Chordata; Actinopteri; Syngnathiformes; Syngnathidae
Gene: mrps30
Product: mitochondrial ribosomal protein S30
Exons: 5
Coding region: 543-1859 (438 amino acids)
Biological process (GO): translation
Cellular component (GO): mitochondrion; mitochondrial large ribosomal subunit; ribosome
Molecular function (GO): structural constituent of ribosome
Source: RefSeq, a predicted model, not a curated record
GCGUCCUCAAAUAUUACCACAAUGGAUAUUCAAUUUUCCUCGGGAAAACGUGUAGCUAGUGUUACAUUAGUGUUGCUUUCAAUACACCACGUUAAUUUGAAUAAAAUAUAACGCUGAACGUCAGUAAAAAUAAUAGCUCUCAGUCGUUUUGGGUUUAUAUUUGUGGCAAACUAAUAGACUAAUAUGUCAAUACUAAUAAUGUCUGCAAAAAGAUCCACGACAUUUUAAUGUGUAGCGAAACCCUGAAAUGACAUUUGUCCGACUGAAACGCACCAUUUCCGGCGGCGCUGCUUUGCAGGCUGUGUUCAAGAUCAUCUCUGGAGUUGUUCAUCGUCAACCAAUAUCAUGCCAAAUAAGCGAUAGCAUACAUGUCGAUAGUAAUAAUGAUAUAAUAACACUAAUUGCUCAAUAAGUUGAUAUUUGGCGACAGUUAUGUGUUUAAUAAAGACGUUUAUUCAUUAUAAUUGCCUGUGUUUUAGGGGGCGCUGCUGUGUGAGCGCUCCUCAAUUUAUGCGACGAGGAAACGAAGAAGACGUAACAACAUGGCGGCCCGCGCACGGGUGCCCUUUUGCUUCCCUGUAAACUUGCAUACAAACCAGAAGCUUGUACACACCGAGGCGGCGGCGACAGUGGUCAAGAAGGCUGUCUACCCGCCCAUCAAGCCGUCUCUCACGGCCAAAAGCAAAUCGGCUCGAGCGCGUCAAGUCGAGGAGCAAGUCGAGCGGAUAAAAGCGUCACCCGUGCAGGAUAAACUGCGGUCACUCACUCGCAUAGAGCGCAAAAAGUACGUCGUCUACCCGCAGACGUUCGCGCGAAACGCGGAUAAAUGGUACCAGCACUUCACCAAAACCGCAUACAUCCCCGGCUUGCCGGAGCAACUCACCCCGGCUCGGCCUCAUGUCGCCGUGGAGGAGAAGGAUUCCCCCGCUACUGAAGCGGACAACCUCGGCAUUAGUGAUGAGGCGUUCAAGGACAUCCGUUCAUUGGUAACGCGCGUGAUUCUGCACGAGCACUGGCACACGAUUAAGGGAAAGACGUUCGUGUACAGACGACAGGAGCUCGUCGAGGGACCCUUCCUGAGAAACCUGGUCAAAUCGUUAACAUACGGCUUGGCCAAAUACAGCCCGCUGCUCCUCUCCUCCAGCAUGGAUGUGAAUCCCCAAGUUGGUUUCUACUGGAGGAGAGGGGAGAGGAUUGUUCCGAGGGGCCACAGAAAGGGCAGCCUGGAGCCCAUCAGGUUCCAGAUAGACGACCGGCCGCUCUGUCAGAUUCGAAUAACGCAGCAGCUCCCUCAGUUGGUCCCGAUGGAAGCUUCUUAUGACGCCGACGUUCCUGAAGUUCCGUACUCUCCCUCCUGUCUGCCGCUGUUCAAGAGGCAGUACACCAACACCAUCUUCACAGGUUCCAAGGUGCCGGACCCAGCGUGCUACGGGCACACGCAGUUUCACCUUGUGCCCGACCGCUACCACAGGGAUCGCAUGGCCCGCCGCCAGCAGUCGGACCAGGUGGAGGUGUUCCUCAGGGCCCACGCCAUCGCUAGCCUGUUUGCGUGGACCGCUGCGCAGGCCUCCUAUCAAGGUUUCUGGAAUCACGAGGACGUGAGCAGAGCGUUCGUGUCGCAGGCGGUGAUCAGCGACGGCCACUUUUUCUCCUUCUUCUGCUACCAGCUCAACACGCUGGCCUUGUCCGCACAGACGGACAGCGGAAACGCCCGCAAGAACCUGCUGUGGGGCAGCGAGUCUGUGCGCCUCUACGACGGCGUGGAGGACGGGCACGUGGUCGGCCUGAAUGACCACGCGCUGCGGCUACUGGUGCGAUUCCUCCUCCAUCAGCCCCGGCAGGAUGUCCUGGAUGUCUAAACGUGAAAAUGCAAAAAGAUCGUACCAAAACAAAUCUAGUAUUUAUGGACAAAUAAAAGUAGAUUGCUUGCCAUUA